Messenger RNA from Urocitellus parryii (Arctic ground squirrel), 3185 nucleotides. RefSeq names its product frizzled class receptor 5 (gene Fzd5). Lineage: Eukaryota; Metazoa; Chordata; Mammalia; Rodentia; Sciuridae. Gene Ontology annotation, molecular function: Wnt receptor activity; Wnt-protein binding. Gene Ontology annotation, cellular component: plasma membrane. Gene Ontology annotation, biological process: non-canonical Wnt signaling pathway; canonical Wnt signaling pathway. The record is from RefSeq and is a predicted model, not a curated record.
UACCCAGCCUGUCGCUAAACUUUCCCGGCCUCGGCCCGACUCGGAGUUGCGUUUUUGAGCCGAGUGUCCCAGGGACAGAAGACCCAGGCUGGCUGCAGACAUCUGCCCUUCUCGGCGAGAUCCUUAGAGAGUCCCUUCCCUGGAAUUGGAGCCCUGACCGUCCCUCUCCAGCCCUGUCCUGCGAAGAGCUGAGUGCUGGCAGUGGAGGCAGCGCUUUCCCGAAGCAGUUUAUCUUUGGACGGAUUUCUUUAAGAGAAAAAGAAACCAACAGGUUGCCAACGCCAGCGUCACACGGGAGACUCCGGAGAGGGAAGCCCCAGCCCCGGUUUCCUCUGCCUGCCUUGGCCCCUCGCGGGCUGCGGGAGGAGAGGGGAGGGAGGGGGCGAUGGCUCGGCCUGACCCGUGCGCGCCGCCCUCGCUCCUGCUGUUGCUUCUGGCGCAGCUGGCGGGCCGGGCGGCGGCCGCCUCCAAGGCCCCGGUGUGCCAGGAAAUCACGGUACCCAUGUGCCGCGGCAUCGGCUACAACCUGACGCACAUGCCCAACCAGUUCAACCACGACACGCAGGACGAGGCGGGCCUGGAGGUGCACCAGUUCUGGCCACUGGUGGAGAUCCACUGCUCGCCGGACUUGCGCUUCUUCCUGUGCUCCAUGUACACGCCCAUCUGCCUGCCGGACUACCAUAAACCGCUGCCGCCCUGCCGCUCCGUGUGCGAGCGCGCCAAGGCCGGCUGCUCGCCUCUCAUGCGCCAGUACGGCUUCGCCUGGCCAGAGCGCAUGAGCUGUGACCGUCUCCCUGUGCUGGGCCGCGACGCCGAGGUCCUGUGCAUGGAUUACAACCGCAGUGAGGCCACCACGACGCCCCCCAAAUCCUUCCCAGCCAAGCCCACCCUCCCAGGCCCGCCAGGGGCGCCGUCCUCCGGGAGCGAGUGCACAGCAGGGGGCCCAUCUGUGUGCACGUGCCGCGAGCCCUUCGUGCCCAUCCUGAAGGAGUCGCACCCACUCUACAACAAGGUGCGAACAGGACAGGUGCCCAACUGUGCGGUGCCCUGCUACCAGCCGUCCUUCAGCCCAGACGAGCGCACGUUCGCCACCUUCUGGAUUGGUCUCUGGUCAGUGCUUUGCUUCAUCUCCACUUCCACGACGGUGGCCACUUUCCUCAUUGACAUGGAACGCUUCCGCUAUCCGGAGCGCCCAAUUAUCUUUCUGUCAGCCUGCUACCUGUGCGUGUCGCUGGGAUUCCUGGUGCGCCUGGUGGUGGGCCAUGCCAGUGUGGCCUGCAGCCGGGAGCACAACCAUAUCCACUAUGAGACGACCGGCCCUGCGCUGUGCACCGUCGUAUUCCUGCUAGUCUACUUCUUUGGCAUGGCCAGUUCCAUCUGGUGGGUCAUCCUGUCGCUCACCUGGUUCUUGGCGGCUGGCAUGAAAUGGGGCAAUGAGGCCAUUGCGGGUUAUGCACAGUACUUCCACCUAGCAGCGUGGCUUAUUCCCAGCGUCAAGUCCAUUACGGCGCUGGCUCUGAGCUCGGUGGACGGGGACCCGGUCGCCGGCAUAUGCUACGUGGGCAACCAGAACCUGAACUCUCUUCGCGGCUUCGUCCUGGGCCCACUGGUGCUCUACCUCCUGGUGGGCACGCUCUUCCUCCUAGCGGGCUUCGUGUCGCUUUUCCGCAUCCGCAGCGUCAUUAAGCAGGGCGGCACCAAGACGGACAAGCUGGAGAAGCUCAUGAUCCGCAUUGGCAUCUUCACGUUGCUCUACACGGUGCCCGCCAGCAUCGUGGUGGCCUGCUACCUGUACGAGCAGCACUAUCGCGAGAGCUGGGAGGCGGCUCUCACCUGCGCUUGCCCGGGCCCCGACGCCGGCCAGCCGCGCGCCAAGCCCGAGUACUGGGUGCUCAUGCUCAAGUAUUUCAUGUGCCUGGUGGUGGGCAUCACGUCGGGCGUCUGGAUCUGGUCCGGCAAGACAGUGGAGUCUUGGCGGCGCUUCACCAGCCGCUGCUGCUGCCGCCCGCGGCGGGGCCACAAGAGCGGGGGCGCUAUGGCCGCCGGGGACUACGCCGAGGCGAGCGCGGCGCUCACUGGCAGGACCGGGCCUCCGGGCCCCUCUGCCGCCUACCACAAGCAGGUGUCCCUGUCGCACGUAUAGGAGGAGGCCUCGGCCGAGGGACCCGUGCUGGGAGUUGAGGGAGGGGGUUGUUUUGUUUCGUAGCUUGAGAAGGUCACUUCCGUUUACCUUCGUGGUGCUGAGGCCCCCUCCCAGGACAAAUUGGAGAGAGGGGAAAGGGGCAGUUUCCAGGGAGCAUCUGUCCCAGUUCUUAAAGGGGCUCUGCUCACGYGUAGACUGAUUUGCGUUUCUUAACUGCCGCCUUUAGAGGAACCCUCUUUUUAAUUUAUAUGUAUUGUUCUUAAUUUUUAACUGUUGCAUUUUGGCAACAGAAUUUACCUUUGCUUUGGGGGCUUUACAAUCCUAAAGUUGGCAUUGUAAUGAGGUUCCAUUUGGUUCAGGUUUCUUUGAACUGUGUGGUCUAAAUUGGGAAAAUAUAUUUCCUAUACGUGUGUCUUUAAAAAAAAAAUGUGAACAGUGAAAGUUUGGGUUGCUGUGACUGGAAAGGAGUGGAGUGUGCUUUUUCAACUAAUUUCUCCUUCCACUGCUUAAAAGUGUCCAAGCUGCUUUAGAACUGCUGCACGUCCCAGAGUACAGCCCCAAGUCCUCCCAAGGAGGGGAACAUAAUGUGCUAGGGCCUCUCCAAGUUGACAGGUUUAGGUGAGGGAGUGCCUAGGGAUUUUGUGUGCAUCCUUAACCUUGUCAGUUGAGCUUUGGGUUCUUUGCAGCAGUCAUUUUCAUUCCUAACAGAACCAGUGUCCUGUCCAAGUUAGAAGUAGCAGCUAGAAUGUCCGCCAUAAACAUUUGCAAUAAUAAGAGCCUAAGAGAUGAUGAUUGGUUGAGCGUGAAUUCUAGACUGGUGAGAUGGUAAGCGUUGUGCCAGAGAGGGGGUGGGUGGUUCUUAAUAAGCUUCUGUGAUCCCUUAUUAUUUUAAAGGAACUUGUGUUACAAUUUUGGUGAAAGUACACCCACUCUYGUCUUCUGGAAAUACUUAGGGAUUGUUGCUAAAGAGGGCUCCCUUUUAAAUUAAAGGACUAAAACGGAUAUGCUUCCAGUAAUUAAAGUAAAUUUCCAGCUUCUCUUA